Rotaria sordida is the source of this 510-nucleotide messenger RNA. The record is from the annotation of a GenBank genome assembly. Lineage: Eukaryota; Metazoa; Rotifera; Eurotatoria; Philodinida; Philodinidae.
AUGCCACUUACGGCCAAACAAGCAUGGGUGGAGGUGAAUAAGCUGAGAUUGUUAGGUCCAACUGGUAAUUCGCCAGGUAUAUUCAUUGUUGACGAGUCUCCUUUUCAACAGGAACAAGAAGCAGCUGCUGCAGAAUCUCAAGAUCCUGUUAUCGCCGGCCGGAUAUUACCAACUUCUGAUAUCUACAAAGAAGGAGCUUAUCGACUAGAAAUGAGAUUUUCACCUGGAUAUCCAUUCAAGCCACCAGAAGUGCGCUUCGCUACACCCAUCUAUCAUCUAAAUGUCGAUAAAGAUGGUUUAGUUUGCAUACCUAUUCUAAGAGUGACCGAGAACUGGAAUGCUAAUACGUCUUUGGCCGACGUGGUCAAAGCUAUUGUCGACGUUAUUGAUCAUCCAAAAAUCGAGUAUGCGAUGAGCCCCGAGAUACAAAAAGAGUAUGACUCAAAUAAGGCCGAGUACGAGCGGAAGGCAAAACAGAUGGUGAAAGAUAAAGCGUUGCGUCGAAACUGA